AUGCGUGCUUUCACCAGCACUCUCUUCGCCGCCCUCGUGGCGAGCGUCGCCAACGCUCAGUCCAGCGGAUACGCCACUGCUUCCCCAGUAGGUGAUUCUCCCGCUGGUAGCUCCGCGGGCAACGCUGGCGCCGGCACUGCUCCUUCGCAGUCUGCUGGUGGUGCCGGUGCUGGAGGUGCCGGACAGGGUUCCGCCACUCCGAGCGCUUCCUCCGCCGGUGGCCCUGGCGUUGCUUCUUCUGCCUCGUCGGCCGACGCCGUCUCCUCUACACCUGGUGUUGGCGGCGCUACUCCUUCCGCCUCGACUGUCCCCGGCGGUGCUGGCGCCGGAGGUAUGGGCAACAGCACCACCUCGGGCAACGGCACGGCCUCGGCCUACCCGUACCUGAACGGCACUGCGGCGGUGAACUACCUCCUUCAGAGCCUUAAUCUCUCGAGCGGAUGCCAGAACACUGUCAAGACUCUCACCUCAAACGCUACAGCCGAGGGACAGUGCCUGCACACCGGUGUCGUCUGGGCUGCCGUGAACCAGAACUCUUCCCUCCUGCCCUACCUCGACCAGUGGCUUGAGGAGUCGUGCUCUUCUGCCCCUUGCUCGAAUGCGACCCUCACCGGUGCCCUGGACCAGGUCCUUGGCAACUGUUCCGACGACUUCGACAGCCACAACAUCACCGCCGAGGACGUCGCCCACUGGUUCCAGGUCUACCCUCUCGCUCGCGAGAUUGCCUGUCUGAAGACCUCCGAGCCAUUCAACGGUACCCUCCCCAACAUCACUAGCAACACUACGUGGCAGAACGCCGGCGGUGUUCCUUCCUCUUCUGCUGUCGGUGGCGCUGGUGCUGGCACUGGUGCUAGCGCUACGCCAUCUGCCUCCUCUGCUUCUUCGGCCUCUGGUUCCGCUACUUCGUCUGCCUUCGGUGCCCAGCAGUCCGCCUCUCAGUCCCAGGACGACCCCAACAGCCCUGAGAACUCGGGCGACAACAACUGGGGCCCGUAUGGCGGCAACUCUGGCGAGGAGGAUGGCUCUAACUCUGGAAACACCGGCGCCCAGGGCGACCAGAACACCCAGGGUGCCACUCCCUCCGGUGCUACUGGUGGCUCGUUCGUAGUUGCGGCCGGCAACGACGGCGCCCAGGGUGACCAGAACACUCAGGGUGCCGGUGCUGGCUCCAACACUGGCAACACCGGUGCUCAAGGUGAGGAGGACAGCCAGGGCGUUUCGUCCUCUGUCGGCGGUGCUCCCACUUCCUCUGCCCUCGGCGGUGCCCAGUCUGGUAUUCAGUCUGGCUCCUCGGCCGUCGGCGCUGCCGCCCCCACUUCCUCUACUGGCUCGACCAGCACCGGCGGUGUCGGCGGUGUCACGGCUCCCGGUAACUCCACCAUGGGCAACUCGACGACCUCGGCCAACUCCACCGGCAACUCGAGCUACUGCCUGACCUCUCUCGGCAAGGAGCUGAGCGCCUACAUGGGCUCGAACCUCACCUUCCCUUACCUCGAGAUCCUCCUCCUGGGCGGCAAUGAGACCGCUCAGCAGAAGCUCUCCAAUAUCCCUCCCGAGGCCCUCUGCCAGGAGUGUGUCUUCGCCGCCUUCGACCUGAUCGAGCAGUCCUCGCCCUUCCUCGCCGACACUAUUGUCAACAAGACGACCAACCAGACCCUCGUCGGCUGGCUCAACGCCGCCUGCGCCAACGCGACUGAGAAGUGGCAGCCUUCUACCAACGGCACCCUCCCCGAGGGCAUCACGGCCACGACCUUCAACAGCACCUACGGCUUCAACGUGACGUACUACAACGAGACGACUGGUAACUGGACCACCAAGUCGCCCCAGAACGUCUCCGUCCCCAUCGGCCAGGGCUCGAAGUACCUGAACGAGACUGACUCUUCUGAGGAGGAUGGCGAUGACUCGGGUUCUUCGGGCACUGGUGUCGUUGGCGGCGGCAGCGGUGGUAACUCUGGCGACUCCGGUGACGAGGGUGACCACGACGUCAACCCCACCGGCGGCGACGAGGACCCCUACUCCCGUCCCGGCUCUGGUACUUACACUGGCGUCUCGGCCGGUAACUCGGCCACGCCCACCGGCGGAGCCGGUGCUGGCUCGACGAGCUCCGACCCCGCCAUCACCUCUGGCUCUGCACCUCCCGCCUCUGGCGCCUCCGGUGCCUCCGGUGCCACUGGAACCUCGGGCGCUUCGGCCACCCCCACGGGCUCGGCCUCGACCGACCCCGCCAUCUCGUCUGCCUCUGCCCCUCCCGCCGCCUCCUCUUCGGGUAGCGGCGAGAACACAGGCGCCGAGGGCGACCAGAACACCCAGGGUGCUGGAAACGAGAACGACAACUCGAACAACAACUCGAAUGACAACAACAACCAGAACUCGGACUCGAACAGCAACUCGAACUCGAACUCGAACGACAACUCCAACUCGAACGAGAACAACAACAACAACUCGAACGACAACUCGGGCGACGGCGGCAACACUGGCGCUCAGGGCGAGCAGAACACCCAGGGCGCGCCCCCCGUCAAGCGCGCUGGCCGCUUCGCCGCGCACCAGCUCCGCGCUGAGGAGUAA
Molecule: messenger RNA, 2565 nt
Organism: Trichosporon asahii var. asahii CBS 2479
Lineage: Eukaryota; Fungi; Basidiomycota; Tremellomycetes; Trichosporonales; Trichosporonaceae
Exons: 2
Coding region: 1-2565 (854 amino acids)
Source: RefSeq, a predicted model, not a curated record